AUGGCUUCUUGGUUGAAAGCGGCUGAAGAUUUAUUUGAAGUUGUUGACCGAAGAGCGAAGCUUGUGGUCGGUGAGAAAUCGGAUGAUUUGCAUGUUCCCACCUCAGGUUCCAAUGGACAAGGAUCUAAACCAAAGAGGGGUAGGCAAAGAGCGAGGCCCCAGAGUAAUCUCUCAUCCAAUGAAGCUCCUCCUGCUGCUGCCAUAGACAUUGAAAGAGAAAAUGCUAUACCUGAAACCGCACAGUCACUAGAAGAACCUGAUGGAAGUAUUCCUGUGGCGGUGAUUGAAAAUAAUGAAAGUAAUCCGAGUAGUUUUGGCAAAAUUGACAGUGAUGAACAACAGAAAGCUGAUAGUGAGGAUGCUGUAACGGAGACAUCCCAAUUUGGAUCAAUAUCUAAUAAUGACACCAAACCAGUGUGUGAUCAUAUGAGUGAAGAUGCUUGCACUAAGGCAGAAGGAAUGGCUGCAAAUGCCGAUGAGAUCGUCAAUGGUGAUCUCACGAGAGAUCACUCACCUGGAAGUCAAUCAAAUGCUGGAAAAGACGUUGAGGUUGUAAUUGGUGAUUCUCUUGUUGAUUCCAGUGAAACUACAAUGUCGGAAAACGAAGGUUCUUUAAAAAGUAGGGAACCUUUGGAAUCUCAAAGUAUAAAUGAAGAUGCAGUACUUAAGGCAGGUUCUCAAUCAGAAGAUGUUGAUUUAGUAACUGAAGCUGUUAUCCAGGAUAAGCAGCACCAAGAGGAAAAAGUUGUCAACUCUGCUGCAAAAGUACAACAGCAGCUUGAGGAGGCUCAAGGGUUACUGAAAAGUGCAAUUUCGACAGGGCAGUCAAAAGAAGCAAGGCUAGCCCGGGUUUGUGCUGGACUUUCAUCACGCCUGCAAGAGUACAAAUCUGAGAAUGCUCAAUUAGAGGAGCUUCUCAUGGCAGAGAGGGAAUUGACUAAAUCUUAUGAGGCUCACGUAAAGCAGCUUCAGAAGGAUCUGUCUGCAUCUAAAAGAGAGGUAAGCAGAGUGGAGGCAAAUAUGGCGGAUGCAUUAUCAGCAAAAAAUGCUGAGAUUGAAACCCUUGUUAGUUCAGUUGAUUCACUAAAGAAGCAGACUGCUUUAGCUGAAGGGAAUUUGGCAUCACUGCAGGCAAGUAUGGAGUCUACAAUUAGAAACAGAGAACUAACUGAAACAAGAAUGAUGCAAGCCCUGAGGGAAGAACUGGCUGCUGCUGAGCGAAGAGCUGAAGAAGAGCGUUCUUCACACAAUGCUGCAAAGUUGGCAGCUAGAGAUAGAGAAGUAGAAUUGGAACAAAGGGCUAUUGAGGCAUCCACGGCCUUAGCGAGACUCCAGAGAACGGCAGAUGAUAGGACUUCAAAGGCAGCCGAACUUGAGCAAAAAGUAGCACUUCUGGAGGUUGAAUGUGCAUCCUUAAAUCAAGAAUUGCAAGAUAUGGAAGCUCGUUUCCGUCGCGGACAGAAGAAGUCUCCUGAUGAUGGAAGUCAAGCUAUUCAGGUGCAGGCAUGGCAAGAGGAAGUGGAGCGUGCACGUCAAGGUCAGAGAGAGGCUGAGAGCAAGCUUUCUUCAAUGGAGGCCGAAGUUCAAAAAAUAAGGGUUGAAAUGGCUGCAAUGAAAAGGGAUGCUGAGCAUUAUUCACGCCAGGAACACAUGGAACUGGAAAAACGGUAUCGCGAGCUAACUGAUUUAUUGUAUUACAAACAAACACAACUGGAAACUAUGGCCAGUGAGAAAGCUGCAAUUGAGUUUCAGAUGGAAAAGGAAUUAAAGCGUCUUCAGGAAACACAGUUGGAAGCUGAAAGAAAUAGAGCUUCCCGUCGAAUGUCAUCAUCUUGGGAAGAGGACACUGACAUGAAAGGACUCGAGCCUCUCCCCUUACAUCAUCGGCACAUGGUUGGGGCUAGCUUACAGUUGCAUAAGGCAGCAAAACUUAUAGAUACUGGGGCCGUCAGGGCCACAAAAUUCUUAUGGCGGUAUCCUAGUGCCCGGGUUAUCCUGCUUUUCUAUCUGGUAUUUGUGCAUCUCUUCUUGAUGUACCUCUUGCAUCGCCUUCAGGAGCAAGCUGAUCGUUAUACAUCCAAAGAAGUUGCAGAGUCUAUGGGGCUAUUUAACAAGACAUUGCCUUGA
Molecule: messenger RNA, 2127 nt
Organism: Striga hermonthica
Lineage: Eukaryota; Viridiplantae; Streptophyta; Magnoliopsida; Lamiales; Orobanchaceae
Source: the annotation of a GenBank genome assembly